ACACUUUCUCUACCUGAAUUAGCAAGAAGAGGAUUAAAAAAAAGUCAAUAAAAUGGCCUGCAAAAUACUUUUAGCCAUGGUUCUGGUAAUCUCAAUCUGCAGUGGAGCCAUGGCUCAAUCAGGGUGCAUGAACGCCCUCAUGGGCAUGUCUUCUUGCCUUAACUACAUUACAGGAAAUACAUCCACUCCUUCGUCUUCAUGUUGCUCGCAGCUUGGAAGUGUCGUUCAAUCUCAGCCGCAAUGCCUUUGCCAAGUUUUGAACGGGAAUGGUAUUAAUCUUGGCAUCAGUAUUAACCGCACAUUGGCUGUAACUCUUCCUGGUGCUUGUAAUGUUCAGACUCCACCUGUCAGCCAAUGCAAUGCUGCAAACGGGCCAACUUCAACAUCUACACCUAGCCCAGCUGCUUCGCCUGCAGGUUCUACAUCCGAACCAGAUAUAUUACCAGAAAGCCCAACUGAGUCUGAUACUCCAUCAGGAUCAGGUUCUAAGACAGAUGGCUCGACACCUAAUGGAAGUCAAUCACAAGCACCUCUUCAUCUCAUGGCGUUUGUUCUGUUUGUGGUGACAUGGGCCUCGACUGCUGCUACUUUCUAAAUUUUACCAAAAGUAUUCUUUCUUCUUCCAAGUGCUAUAAAAAUUUGAGUUUUUAUUUAUGUUGAAGAUGGAUCUGUUUUAUAGAAGGGAGCGAUUUGCUAUUUUUAUGUAAAGAGAUUUUGUGAUUGUAAUAUUGGUUUUUCAUCAUCAAAUCAAACAAGUCACUAUUUGACAUGACUAAA
This is a messenger RNA of Erigeron canadensis, 777 nucleotides long. Its product is annotated as non-specific lipid transfer protein GPI-anchored 5-like. The transcript has 3 exons. The coding region runs from base 53 to 595 and encodes 180 amino acids. NCBI's taxonomy places the organism in Eukaryota, Viridiplantae, Streptophyta, Magnoliopsida, Asterales, Asteraceae. The record is from RefSeq and is a predicted model, not a curated record.